AUGUUAUCAGUAAGUAACCAACUGAUGACAGUACCAAUAGCACCGCUGAAUUCAAAUUUAGGACAUAUCAAUGAGGGGAAAAUAAAUGAAAUAAUUGAAAAUGUGAACGUUCUUCGCUUGAAUGAGCUUGUUUUGGGUGGUUAUGGUGAUAUUGUCGUCCAGGCAGUAUCUCUAUUUAUUGAUGAUCGAAACUGUGUGAUAUUGCGUUGUUGGGAUACCACUUUACCAUCAAAGAGAAUAUUUAUGUUUAAUGAUGAUGUGAUUACCGAAGUCAUAUAUCAAGAUGAAAAAAUGGAAAUGAUACCGAUAGACUAUUGUUGUGAUAUAGUGUUAUAUGAAAAGCAUGCUGAUUUCGCUCGAAAUAGUGUAAAGUGUGGUGAUGUCCUACUGCUUAUCAACACUCAUUUAUACUACUCAAAGGAUAAUGUUACUCUAGUAAUGCAUAAUGGUGGUCAACAUUACAAUAGGUCAAUUGUCAUUCUUGACGCUAAUAGCAAAUUGAAGCGUGACCUUUUACGUAAUAUUGAUGACUUCAAUACACAAAUUGGUACUGAAGAUAGAAGAAAUGUCGAAGACAUAGAACAACAUCCAUAUACGAGCUUACAGCAAGUCAUUCGAACACCAUCAUUUGACGAAUUGAAUGAUUUUGAGAAUGAACAAAGAGAAAUGUGGAAAUAUUGGGCUGGAGAACGAAUGCGACAAAUUCACGCUUUACAUUUAGCAUGGAUUUAUGCUUAUGCUUGCAAAAAAAAAGAGAAUAAGAAUGCGCAACUUCAGCGACCGUUUCAUUUAGCAACGGCGGCAGUGCAAUUCAUUGUUCAACAAACUCUUAAACGUCUUUUUAGAUAUAAUAAAGAUCUCUUCGUAAAUUUCACGAAGUUAUCACGUAACCAACGGAAUACCAUACUUAAGAAUUUCUUGCUGACAUAUAUAGAGGGAGUAUACGACGACGGAAUAAUUUCGAAGCUAACAAAUUCUGUUCAAGAAACAACUGGCGAAGAUAAACAAUCGGAUAACAAAGAUUUAAAAGUGAUAGGGGAUGAAAAUUCAAGUGAUGAUUAUGCAUGGAAUUUGUUGUGCAAUUUAUUGCCUGGAACAAUUUUGAAGUUUUCAAGUUGGCAAGUUACUUUCUCGUACAAUGAAAAGACGAAGAUAUUGUUUGUAUUGAUAUGUCAUAGAUGUAAUCUAUGGUGCACAACAUCAGCUAAAAAUUUUGAUAUGACGCCAUUAUGUCCAGUUUGCUUUAAACGUGGAAUUACUGACUCUCAUUUAUUCCUUCAGUGCUACUUCCUUUUCAGUGGGAUACCACGUACUGGGGAUGUUCAAAGCAAAAAGUAUUAUUUUCUGUUGCCGAUUCAACUAUUGGAUUUUUUUCUUGUUGAUGUACCAGAGAGUCCGCUGAAAGCUGCUCGAAACUACAGAAAAGGUAUCUCUAGCGAUCAGAAAAAGGCUUUGACUACAUCAAUUCAGGAAAAUAUGUUGUCCAAAUAUUCCUUUGCUUUGAAUGAAGUUAUCGUCCGGAUAAUUAAGGCAGAUGUAGCAAUUCUUGAAGUUGGAAAACUUACAUUUGCAGAUCGAUGA
Brugia pahangi is the source of this 1581-nucleotide messenger RNA. Lineage: Eukaryota; Metazoa; Nematoda; Chromadorea; Rhabditida; Onchocercidae. The record is from the annotation of a GenBank genome assembly.